This is a messenger RNA of Leopardus geoffroyi (Geoffroy's cat), 756 nucleotides long. Its product is annotated as cytochrome c oxidase assembly factor 1 homolog. The record is from RefSeq and is a predicted model, not a curated record. Gene Ontology annotation, biological process: mitochondrial respiratory chain complex IV assembly; mitochondrial respiratory chain complex I assembly. Lineage: Eukaryota; Metazoa; Chordata; Mammalia; Carnivora; Felidae. Gene Ontology annotation, cellular component: mitochondrial inner membrane.
AUGGCGUCUUGUUUUGGUGGGCAGCUGCCUGUAUCCAGGAUCGUGUGCAUUGUGGCCAGACACGUGCCGUUCUCCAGGAAGCAAGAUGCCAUUCCUCUGGGGAAACUGGUCCUUCUUUCCAGUGUGGUGGCCAGUGGGAGCUGCACCCUUAUAUAUUACCUUAUACGAAAAGCUUCUUCCAGGGCUUCCUAUUACCAGCUAGCAUUGGAGCAGCUGCACAGCUACCCCAAGGCCCUGGCGGCUCUGGGCCCUCUGCUUGUCCAUUAGCUCCACCUCACCGACAAGUACAGCUUCUUUGACAUUGCCGAUGCCCAGUUGAAGAUUCCAGUCUCUGGAACCAAGUUAGAGGGCCAUAACUAUGUCAGAUCAUCCAGAGAUGCCCCCUUUCAGAGGUAUUAUGGGAAGGUGGCACCUUCAGAAGGUCUUAAAUCUCAAGGGUGGUCAGCAGAUUCCCGUGUUUAAGCUCAGCAGGGACACUGGUCAUGAAGGAGGACAGGUGAUCAAAACGACUCUGCUUUCUCCAAGAGUGGCCUCCCCUCCUCACCGGGUCCCUCCAGGGCCUUGAGCCGGGUGUCCAGCACCAGGGGUGACUGUAUGUGCUGGCAUGUGGUAAUUUUGGUAUAAUGUUAAUUUGACCACGGUUAUUGCGGGUUUUUAAUUUAAUCAAAAAUGGACAUUUUACUAUAAGUUUAUAAGAAUUUAUCUGCAAAUUCACUGUCUAAAAGCAAAGCACAGAGUAGAAGGAAUCAGUUUUAA